Molecule: messenger RNA, 1722 nt
Organism: Naegleria gruberi
Lineage: Eukaryota; Heterolobosea; Eutetramitea; Acrasida; Naegleriidae
Exons: 2
Coding region: 1-1722 (573 amino acids)
Source: RefSeq, a predicted model, not a curated record
AUGGAUCCAAUUAGCCAAGAAACUCAAGCAGAGAUUUCUUCGGAUGCUGUUGCUACUGAUAAUGUUACUAUAAAUGAGGAGCAGCCUCAACUUGUAGUGAGUGUUCCACCAACAAUAACAAUCAGUACAGAGAAUAACGAUGUUGAGGUUAUUAGUAACAACAAUGAGCAAGGAAGCGUACCGAGUUCUCCAACGCUACUAGUAGAAGUCUCAUCUUCGUCAAACACUCCAACAAUUUCAACUUCUGAUGCUAUGAACGUUUUGGUUGCAACUUCCACAGGCAACAUGGCCUCAAUUGCAUCAUCAAUGACGAGACAACUAACAGAGAAAAGUAUAGAGGAAGAUUCAAAUGAAGCAACUUGUGUGGAUAUGGAAACAUCUACAUUCGUUGAUGAUUAUUCAUCUGGCGAUGAAGAUGAUCAAAACAAAAAGAAAAAGAAAGAUGAUCCUAAAAAGUUUAACCUUGACGGAAUUAAUACAAUGAAAGGAAUCAUAAUGGAAGAAUGGAAAAAGUUUGGUUUUGCUGCUCAAACAAAACGAGAUGCUGAAAUGUGGGCACAAACACUUCAAUUUCCUGGAGUUCCCGAAAGAGGAGAGGUUCUUAGAAGAUUAUUUUCUGUGUUUAGAUGGGGUGGAUUGUGUUUUAGACAUAAGGCAAUUGCAUUUGAUAAAAAGAAGAGUGAUGACGAUUCAGAUUUUGUUUGGAAAAAUUGGUAUGAUGUUGGAUGGCCUAUUUGUACAGCUAUUUCUCAUGGUGGUAGAGUAAUUAUUCAAUUACCUAAGAAAACAGGAUCCGACAGAACAUAUGAUUAUUCAUUUUGGAAUUGGAUCAUUACAGGAUCUAAAACAGGGGAUGUUGCAAAGCAUGUGACAACAGGAACAUCUGGAGACCAUUGUAUAAAGCGAGGAAAGAUAAUAUUCAAGAGAUUGAGUGCUACGCAUGGUAUUGAUUUUGAAGAAAAUGAGUUACCUCUCAUGGAUGGAACAAGGAAGGUAUUAAUUGAACAAAAAACCACAGGUUUCAGUUUGAGAGACACCAAAAUGUUAAGAUCAGUUGAAUAUACAUUGAAACAUCACAGACAUUGGGGAAUGAAUAUUCCAAUUGGUGGUGAAGGGCAAACCUUACUUACAGGAAGUAAAUCUUAUGCAAAUGGAUCCAAUGGCCAUUUAUACAUUUAUCACAUGGCACCAAAAACUGACUCUUAUGGUGGUAUUAUGCUUGGGUUAGAAGGAAGCGAAUAUGGUAAAUAUGAUAUGUGUGGUGAAUACCACGGUGUGAGUGCCAAGUCAAGUGCAUUCUCACCCACACUCGGUUUCAAAUGGCAUUCCAAGGAACAUCUAGAUUUGACAACAGUGAAAGGCCCAGGUAAAUAUGAUUGUAUGUUUGUGGAUUUGUCAUAUGGUUGGGAUUUUAUUGUUGAAAAGUAUGAAAACGAAUGGAAGGAUGAUAUGGUCAAGCAAACAUCAUUACCUAAUCCAAACCAUCCACAGUUUACAGAAAUUUCAACAAAACUCAAUCUUUCUCCAAAAUUUAUUUCAUCCAUUGUAAAUUUGAGAAACACUGAGAGAGGAAGAAAAUGGAAAUCACUUGUAGACAAACGAUUAGAAAAGACAAGUAAUAAUUUUAAGGACAAAAUUACAAUAUCAAAGAAGAAAACCAAGUUUUACAAUUUUACAACAACCCGAGCAGCAAUCUCCUUCGCCAAUUUAUACGGGCAAUAA